This is a messenger RNA of Haplochromis burtoni (Burton's mouthbrooder), 6220 nucleotides long. RefSeq names its product calcineurin-like phosphoesterase domain containing 1 (gene cpped1). The record is from RefSeq and is a predicted model, not a curated record. Gene Ontology annotation, molecular function: hydrolase activity. Lineage: Eukaryota; Metazoa; Chordata; Actinopteri; Cichliformes; Cichlidae.
ACGCAGAGCACAAAUGGACUGGACCAUUUUUCUUCAUCCAAGCUGCAGACCCCCAGCUUGGGCUUAUGAAGGCCUGGAGGGACGGCGACUGUGACGGCGGGGGGGAAGAAUGGGCUGAGGAAGUGGAGCUCACUAAGCAGGCCGUGGAGGCCAUUAACCAACUCAGACCCAGGCCGAGAUUCAUGGUGCUGUGCGGCGACUUGGUCCACGCCAUGCCAGGUACACCCUUUAGAGAAGGUCAGGAGAAAGAUCUGAAGGCAGCCUUGAAGGGGACUGAUCCCUCCAUUCCUCUGGUGUUUGUCAGUGGAAACCAUGACCUGGGUAACACCCCCACUCCCAGCACAGUGGAGCAGUAUUGCAGGGAGUGGGGGGAUGACUAUUUCAGCUUCUGGGUGGGCGGAGUUCUCUGCCUGGUUCUGAACUCCCAGCUGUUCUUCGACGCCUCGGCCUGCCCUGAGCUGAGGGAGGCUCAGGAGGCCUGGCUGGAGGCGCAGCUGAGCAGAGCAUCCUCCUCCUCUUCUACGGAACCUAAACCCAAACACAUCCUGAUAUUUCAGCACAUUCCCCUGUACCUAAAGAGUCCUGAUGAAGAGGAUGACUACUUCAACCUGCAGAGGACAGUCAGGCAAAACCUGCUGGACAGGUUCAAGAAAGCAGGGGUGAAGGCGGUCUUCUCCGGUCAUUAUCACCGUAACGCCGGGGGCUGCCACGGUGGCCUGGACAUGGUCGUAAGCUCGGCCAUCGGCUGCCAGCUGGGAGAGGACACCCACGGAGUCAGGGUGGUGGUAGUGACUGCAGACAACGUCAUCCAUCGCUACUACAGCCUGGAGCAGCUGAGGGCUCGAGGCUUAGACGAGGACCUCAAGAAACUCCUGCAGGCCUGAGCGAACACUCAAACAACGAUGAAGCUGGGUGUUUUGUUAACCGACUAGUAUAUUUUACAUUCAGCACAUUGUUGCAACGUGCUACAGUGUUAUGAGAUCACUUGUUCAAAUCAGACAGGAGAUUAUUCUUAUGGUCUACCAGACCAAGAUUUGGGUUCUCCAACAACUGAAUCAUCAAAAACUCUGUUAAUUUCAUCAAAGUGAAAACAACAUAAUUUAAAUAGUUAUGAGAAGAAAAGCAGUGAAUUCAAAGCCAGCAAAAAUGUCAGUCACAGGUAGUCACGUGUACAGAAUCUUCUAGUUUAUGUUGUCUCGACUGAAUGUUUUCUUGCAAGCAUCUCUUGGAGGGUUAGAUAUUAUCUGUGCUUCCCACUCUCCUAAAAGCGCCACACAGAUCUUUGAAUGUGUUUUAAGACUCGUGGGUUCUUCUAUUGACAAGUGCAGUCCUCCUGUAUCUGAAGUAGCAUCACAUCCUCAGGCACCAGCUCAGUCUGUCUGUGCGGUCCAGUGCAUGUGUUAUGUGUGUGACUUUGAGCACAUCCAGAGUUUUCCAUCUUUAAAAGAAGAUUCCAACUUAAAACAGUGAAGCGGGCUUGGGCUUUGUUUGCUCAGUUUCCCUUUGGAACAUUCCAGAGGCAUGAUGGGAGAUGUAGGACACAACAAGAGUAUGUAAAAAGGAUGAGACUGAGGGGGGGGGAGGUCCACCUCAGCUCUUGUUUCUUUAAUGUAAUCAGUUCAAAAUUGUUGGAAUUUUCCUUUUAAUGUUCCUAAAUUGUCUUCUUUGCUCUUCCUGCAGUCUGAAGCCUUUUUUGGACAUCCUAUGCAAUCUUUAACAUCACCUUAUGAUGUGUGUAUGUGUUUUCUGUUUAAUGUUGUACAUCUGUCAUCUCUUUGUUUGUAGCCCCCCCUCCCUCUUUUUAACAGUUAUCAAGAGCCUUUUAAUAUAAGCUGACCUCACAGAUUGUUCUUUAUCAUUGUCAACUACAACAAAACUGACAAUCUCACUUUUAACUAAGACUAGUUUUAAGCUUACUGGUUUUUCAUUGGCACAGUAAACAAAUACACCACCUUUGCUGUGACCACCUUAGAAUAAAAAAACAGACUUGCCCAUGUUUGAACAUUUAUACAGUUGAGCUACAGCUCUGGCUCAGGUUUGGAGAGAAGGUAAACAGCGAGGUUGAUAUCUGUGUGAUAAAAUGGAAAAACUGCCAAACAAAGAAGAUGUCCUGGCCAGGACUUCAUGUUUCAUGCUGUAGUCGUUGUUUACAAAUGCAGAAUUUAGAUUGAAGCUUGAUUUUCAUUUUUAAUUCCAGUAUAAGCUCGCCACAGACAUGCUAACUUGCAACCGAAACCUGCUGAGACGGGAGUGGACAUUAAAGCUCCACUCUGCAUAUUCACAUUCAUAUUCAUACGUCUGUACAGAUUACACGCUGCGCUACUUCAUGUGCUCAUGAAGGCAAUUUAAAGCCUAGCGUGGUGGAAUGGUGAACCUGCCACUAACAAGGGAAUCUAAAUGAAUAGGUGAUUACACAAUGUAAAUAAAUUGGAUGGCAAAGGAAUUGGGACCAUAAAUAGUUUCUAUAAUAACUCGUGAUUUAAUCAGAAUCUCUCAAAAAAUUUAAGAUUGCUUCAUAUUACCCAUGAAUGACUCUGUAGUGCGAGUGCUGCAAUAUCUACCCGUGGCUCCCAGUUACGAUUUUAUUGAAGCAUAGAUCAAACUGACUGUGAUUUUCUCACGCUGUGAUGCGGCUCAGAUGAAAAUAUUUCAUCAUUAGGCUGGAGCUUGAGUCGAAAUUUAGGAUGCGGCAGCUCACACUUCAAGCACACCUAGUUCGCUUUAAUCCGCACACGUCAGCGUCUGCGCAGCAAACCAGACCCGGAGACGUAAAUAAAGAAAUGAAGUGCAAUUGUCCGAUGAAAGCCAAACUUAAGGAGGUGUCAGACCGAUGAUGUGACGGUGCUGCGGUGUGUCCGCGGGAGGAGGAGGACAGUAUUUCCUGACCGUUUAGUCACAGCGUUAACGCUCGACUCCCUGCAGGCUUAUUUGGGAGCCAACGGUCCUGGAAUUGUCUUUUAAAAUGGACGUUUCUGAAACUAAAUGACUUUCUUUGUGAGCCCUAAAUCACUCUACUCAAUUACACUUUCCACACACAGACUCUCACACUCUCCCUGACCGACUGGGAACCUAACAGAGUUGUCAUGGCAACCAUUUAGCAACACAUCUGUGUGUGUCUCGGAGAGAGACUGCGAGUGUCGGAGAGAAAGUCUACUUACUCCUCGUGUGUGUGUGUGUGUGUGUGUGUGUUCGUCCCUGGUCUGGUGGGUACUGUAGGGGAUUUUCCAUCGGCGAUGUGAUCACUGACCUCAUUUCACACUGACGGAUUCGGUCUCUUUUCCAAAAAGUCGGCGUGCGAUAGAGGGAGGAGGCGGCAUCUGAGAGGAAUGGAUAAUGAGUGUGAUGUGUGAAAGACGACUGAGUCCAUCUCCUUCAUUUCCUGUCUGAGAAGGAACCUUAUGUCCUUAUCUAUUUUUAUAUCCUCCCCGGUAGACGAGCUCAGCCACUUUGUUCUUUUAUCUGUUUUGAGGAUGUGUGUCUAAAUUUUGUUUUUGUGCACGUUUCUUCCAUAGAUUUGUGUGUGUGUGUGUGUGUGUGUGUAUAUAUAUAUAUAUAUAUGUUGGGGGAUGGCAUUACACAACUUUGACUUGUUCCUGUGUUGAAUUCUAACGAAUGACCAUACUGAACAAUAUUACUGUGACAGCCAAUUGUAUUUUUAUAAUAAAUGUUAAUUUUUCUCUAACAGUGACUAACUCUGUGAUUUAUUUUUUUUGUGUGUUCAUUCAUUUUUAGCCGUUACCACUUUACAAGCUCAGCUCACACAAACAAUUUCUCAUGCAUGUGUCUAAACAGCAGUGAGAUGUAGUGUUAAUUUGUGUUAUACAAGAACUUUGGACACUUCUGAAAUCCGCUCCCAGGAAACAACGUUGAGCCAUCUCUGAACUCCUCUUAUAUUUUAGACUUUUAUAACCAAGAUAGGCCAGUUUGUUUUCGUAAACAAGGCGUAUUUUUCUUUUUAGGAAGUAGAAAUAGUACACGUAGAAAACGUUUUAAAGGUGCACAGUCGAUGGCUACUUUGUUACACGUGUUCAAGUCCUAAUAUCAGCCAAUCACAUGGCGACAACUCAGUGCAUUUAGCCACGUCAACAUGGUCAACACGACCUGCAAACUUAAAUUCCAUUUAUUCAGAAAGAGGAAGAAAGAUAAUUAAGUAGUUUUGAAUGUGGCAUGGUAGUUGAACCAGAUGGUACCAGAUGUUGAUCUACUGGGAUUGGAAUGGACACAACCAUCUCUAGGGUUUCUAGAGAAUGGUCUGAAAAAGAGAAAAUGUAGUGAGCAGCCAUACUGUUUCAACCUGAUAGGAAUGCAAAUAAGCACUCAUUACAAACAAAGUAUGCACAAGAGCAUCUCUGAAUGCGGGACAUAUGGGCUGCAACAGCAGAAGACCACAUCGGAUGUCACUCUUAGCUCAGAAUCAGAAUACUUUAUUAACCUCUUAGGAAAUUAUGUCCUCACAGUUGCUACAAGACAGAACAGUAAGUAACUAAAUUAAAUGAUACAAAAUAUUACAAAGUUACAAAAAGAACAAAAUAGCUCCAAUUAUAAAUAUCCCAGUAUCUUAUGCAAAAUUAAAAAUAUAUGUAGUUGGCGCUGAGGGCUCCCUCUUAUUAGAUUGACUUUGUAAUAUGCGUUUUGCGCAAGUUUACAAAUAUCGAACAACAGCAGACUGGAAAACAUUAACUGGUCUGAUGAGUCUGGAUUUCUUGUGCAACAUUUGGAUGGUAGGGUCAGAGUUUUGUGUAAACAAUAUAAAAGCAUGGCUCCAACCUGCCUUACAUCAACAUUCAGGCUGGUGCUAGUGGUGAAAGGGUGUGGGGGAUAUUUUCUUUACACACUUUGAGCUCCUUCGUACCAAGUGAGCAUGGAUUAAAACCCACAGCCUACCCAAGUACUGUUAUUGACAAUAUCCAUCCCUUUAUGACUGCAGUUUCCUCAUUUUGUCCCGGCUGCUACGAGCAGGAUAAUGUACCAUGUGACAAAGCUCCAAUCACUCGACUCUGAUGGCCUCCACAGUUAUCAGACCUCAAUCCACCUUUGGAAUACAGUGGAACAUAAUAUUCACAUCUGGAUAUGCAGCUGACAAAUCUGCAUCAACUGUGCAACGCUAUUGUGUCAUCAUGGACCAAAACCUCUGAAGAAUGUUUACAGCACCUUGUUGCAUGGAUGAAACAAAGAAUAAAGGCAGUUCAGAGGGCAAGAAGGGGUCCAAUUUGGACUAACAAUGUGUCCCUAAUAAAGUGGGCGCUGAAUGUAUACUCCUAUAAAACUGUAACGUUUAAGCAAUGGUUCACUAAAGCAGAUCUAGGUUCAGUCUAGAAGCAAUGUUGGUUAAAUUUGCCCCAUGAUGGAGUUGGACAGCAGGAAGCAGGUGCUAUCUGCGCACUAAUCCAAAAGGGAACGUCUCAGCUAGUGUUUUGAUUUUCUGAGAACAUCUCAGCUGGACGCCACCUGGUGACGUUCUCAGCAUGCACAUCUUUGAGGGACAGAGGAUGUUACUUGGCAACUCUUCAGAGCAAAUUGAGGAUAUUCUGUGAACCUCCAGAGGAAGUCAUAAAGCAGAAAAUUUAUAUCAUAAUCAAAAGAACACUUUUGAUAAGAACUUCUCCAAUAAUCAGUGAAGACACAGGAUGUCCAUCACCUUUAGAAAACACCAGCUUCUUUAUAGCGACUGAGAUUGGUGCGGCUAUAUCGUAUUUUUAUCGCCAUCACUGCCUGAAACACAUUCUAAGAAACACUUUUCUUACCUUUUAAUCCACAAAAACCUUGGAGUUGUACAGCUAUGAACAAACUUUGAUUACAGCACUGACCAAUUCAAUCCAGCAUUCAAGAUAUUCCUCAGACUGUGCAGGCCUAACUGAGACUGAAUACAUGAACCACCUCAGAAUAUAUUGAUGACUAUUCUUCUUCCUCUCCAGCAAAACUUCAUCCAAUAUGACCUGCAAACAGUUGCACAUUUUUAAUCAAUCAAUAAAAAAGAAAGCAGAACAAAGGGAUGAAAAGUUAAACUUUAGCGAGGGAAAGGUCAGCACAAUAACAUCAGCAAAGUCUUGUUUAUUUUCCUUGUACUCCUUUUCAUUAAAGUUUGCUUCUCUGCUGGUCGUCCAUGCAACCCCCUGCGGCGGCUCUAUGCGCCACCAGGUGUGCCUUCCCCGCAGGUUGAGAGCCACGGCUCUGCAGGGUCUCUGCAUGAGCACAAUUGUGCCGUUCAGGUCGGAGCAAA